CUUGUCCACAGCAGAUUCCUCCCCCACCUCGGCGCUGGGAAUUCAUUUCAUUCACAAGCGUGUGUAUAUAUACAUUACAUGCCCACCAUAGCGCCUUUCUUUUCUCCUUCCCUCCUCUUCUCCGGUGGCGCCAUGACCGCUCGCCGGUCCCUCUCGGAGCUGAAGUAGAUAACCUAAUCGACACAGCCACUGGAUUUCUCGUCGGUGUCUUUGUAACCGCCUGCUAGGGUUUCCGGAGGACGCGCUGCGCGGUUUCCAGUGGCGAGUUCUGCUGCAGUGCUGUGGCUCUAGGUUUUUCUGUUUGUGGUUCUUGUCUGGUGAAUCGGUCGCCGGGAAUGGGGAGCAUGGAUCAAGGCGAUGACCUGACCUUCAAGGUUAAUUUCACCGGCGAGGGCGCCGCUAGGCUCAGGGAGACAGUCAAAGAGAAGCUCAAGGAGUUCAUGGGCGAUUACACUGAUGACACUCUUGUGGAAUAUGUGGUUGUCUUGUUGAGAAAUGGAAGGCGGAAAGAUGAAGCGAGAAAUGAGUUGGAUGUCUUUUUGGGAGAUGACAGCGAUUCUUUUGUUUCCUGGUUGUGGGAUCAUUUGUCUACAAGUUUGCAUCUCUAUGUACAACCUGAAGAAACUGAUGAGCAUGAUGUGACCGAACCAAAGCUCUCAUCGGAUGACCUAGCUGGAAGAAAUGAUUCUGGACAUUUGAAUUCUGAAAUUGAUACUGGGAAGUCAGGUAACUUAUUGAGAAGCCGACACAACAGAGACUGGAGAGGACUUAUAAGGGAUACUGCUGAUCCUCCUCCUCUUCUAAGCUCAGAGAUUGAAAAGGUUCAUUCUGAAGAGAAAUCUCAUCAGAGAGCCAGUCGUGCGAAAAGACCUGUUUCACCCCGACAUCAGUCGAAGAGGAAAAGAAGUCGUUCUGAUGAGAGACAUCAAGUGAAGAGGGAGGCUGCUCAUCAAGUCAUUGAUGCCCCCCGGCGGCUGCUGCAGUUUGCAGUACGAGAUGCUGUGGCUACAUCAAGACCUGAUUCAACUACGGAAUCUUCACUUAAACGUCUUCGUUCUGUGGUUUCAACAUCCAACGAGGAUUCAUCCUUGGUUGAUCGUCCUCCUAGGGUUCGAUCAGUUGCACUGGUGCCAAAUUCCAUGGCAACAGUAAUUAAAGCUGUGGCAGAAGCUGCCGAAGAUGUUAGGAAAGUCAAGUCCUCCAAAAGCGUAUUUGACAGAUUAAGUCGUGGUGGGGAUGUGGCAGAGCCUGAAUUCAUUGAACGUCGGGAGGAUGCCAUUGAGGAUGAAGAAUAUGGGGACGCGGAGCAAUUUAUAGAUGAAACCCAAUCAACCUAUCUUGGAGGACGCAGACAAUUCGAUGGGGAUAUGACAAUGAAGGAAAGUGAUUCCAUGCUAGCUUCUGAUUAUGUUUCUGACUAUGAACGGUAUGAGGAAACUGAUGUUAGGGCCCAUGAUAAUGUCUCUCAUGGUGAUGCAUUAGGUGGAGAUGAUGAGAUUUUACUAAAGAUGCAUCACAAUGCAGCACAUAAUGGCAGUGAUGGCAUGAGGUUUAGAUGGAAUGAGGAGGAUGAGCCUCCUGUCACUAAAAAUACAUCUCGUAAGAUGGUCAAUAUUCCUGGGAGUGUUAGUACAAGAAAGCCACGUCCUCCUUACCAGGCACCCUCAGAGAUUCCUGCACAUCAGGUUCAGAAACCUUUGCAGCAGAAUUUUACAGCAGCUAAUAAAUCUGAUGUUCAAGUAAUGAGGGAUAAUGGUGGUCCGGUUCGUGUUUCCAAUGGAGAUGUAAAAUCAGUUUUUGAUUCGCAGAGAGCAAAUCAACCAACUUCUGGAGUAUCUGCUCGCUCGAUGGAGGAUGCUGAUUCUCGGACAAUUUUUGUUAAUAAUGUUCACAUAGCUGCUACCAAGGAUAGUCUGUCCCAGCAUGUCAGUAAGUUUGGUGAAGUACUAAAAGUGAUAAUAAAUACUGAUGCAGCGACAGGGCAGCCAAUAGGCUCUGCCAUCAUAGAGUUUGGGAGGAAAGAGUCGGCAGACAGUGCAUUGUCUUUAGAUGGCACGUCUUUCAUGUCACGGAUUCUCAAGGUGAUGAAACGGAGUUCGCCUGCCCUUCAAAAGCCAGCUCCUGCAACUGCUAUGACAUGGCCACGAGCUGUUUGGGGCUCUCCCUAUGCGAGGUUUCCUAGAGCUCCUUUCCCUCGUGGCAUGCCUUCUGCAUUCAGGGCACGCCCACUGAUGAGGGGUGGCGCAAGGAGCCUGCAGUGGAAGCGUGAUGCUCAGCCCAAUUCUGCCGAAGCCAGUACUUCUGCUUCUGCUUCCUCCUCUACUUUCAACGCCACCCACUCCUUCACUGCCCGAAGGUUCACCUAUGUCCGCACUGAGGCUAAACCCGAAGGGAAUGUUGGAGCAAGUGCCACCUAGUUGCUAGAACUCCAUCAUCCUGCUACAUGAUUUUCAGAGGUACAAAUAUUUUGUUUCCAGUCGAGGACGAUAUAGACUUAGCAACGGGUUCGCCUUUCUACCUACCUACGGGUCGGUUUUAAGAUGCUAUGAGGAAGCUCGAGUUUUUCUAUGCCUUUUUAAUUCGUCCCACUCGGUGGCUUUGGGAAGAAGGGAGGAUAAUAUUUGGGGGGAAUUUUUUUAUAAGAUGAAGCAGAGUUGAAGGGCGUCGUAUAUUCUGCGAUUCAAAUGAGGAAGACUAAAGCUUGUAAGUUGUGAAUAGGACUUUACCUCAAAUUAUUGAACACCAUUUUAUCUCUUUAAUCUUUAUGCAAAGGGUUUAGGUCGCUGCUCGCA
Messenger RNA from Punica granatum (pomegranate), 2792 nucleotides. The record is from RefSeq and is a predicted model, not a curated record. Lineage: Eukaryota; Viridiplantae; Streptophyta; Magnoliopsida; Myrtales; Lythraceae.